AUUGGACCCCCACCCUCCUCAAACUCUCUCCCCUGUAUCCCCAUGUCAGACGUCGGCCAACCGAUCCAGUUCUCCGCCGGGGGCUUCACCGGGUUGACGAUCCGCACCGAGCUGCACGAGCUGCAGAAGGCGGAACGGGGGCGGAAGGCCGUGGUGAAAGAUAGACGUCCGCUCGACCCUCCGCCCGUCGUCGGGGCCCGGUUCUUCCGCGUCGAAACCACCCGUCCCGGAAGCACAACGCCAGACUCGGAGGUCGAGAUCGACGACGUCGACAGGAUCAGGAUCGAAGGUUUCGUAUGCCACGCAGAUCUGUUCUCCUUGCCGAAAGAUUGGGCCACGGAAACAACGACCUCGUCGUCGGCGCCGGCACAUACUGCCUCGAGCGCGAGCUCGAUCCCCGAACGGCCGGCAGUGCUGGCCGUUAUAGGAACCCACGAGCUGCUGGACACCUCGCUGUGCACCGAGCAGCUCGCUGGCUCCCGGUUCGUCGAAGCGAUCCGCAUCGACUACAUGGGGACCAAGCAGAUCAUGUUCCCGUUCCCCGAUCUGUCGGUGAAGACCGAGGGCUGCUUUUGCCUCCGCUACCGCGUCUUCGACGUCCUGAGCGCGGCCUCGGGGACGAACUCGAUCCCGGUCCUGGCGGAGUGCUAUGGCGGCGCAUUCAGAGUCUGGGGCUCCAGGGACUUCCCGGGCUUGAAGAAAUCAACCGAUCUGACGAAGCUCAUCGCGUUGUACAAGGUCUCCGGCGUCAAGGUCCGUCUUACGGAGCGUAAGAGGAGCAGGUCCUCGGAUCCUGAUUCGAGCCAUCAACUUGAACAAAGCUAGAAGGUGUAGGGAUGUGAUCUUCAGGAUGCUUAGUACUUGACAGGAUAUGGGCAUCUGAUGUGUGAGCUGGGGUGGAAUUUCGGAAAUUUGUACCAUUAUAUUGUACACUACUAUCGUGCCAUUCAGCGAAACGAUCUCGGUGAGGACGAGCGG
Messenger RNA from Punctularia strigosozonata HHB-11173 SS5, 978 nucleotides. RefSeq lists its product as uncharacterized. NCBI's taxonomy places the organism in Eukaryota, Fungi, Basidiomycota, Agaricomycetes, Corticiales, Punctulariaceae. Bases 43 to 825 code for a protein of 260 amino acids. The transcript is spliced from 6 exons. The record is from RefSeq and is a predicted model, not a curated record.